Ostreococcus tauri is the source of this 1845-nucleotide messenger RNA. Its product is annotated as Methylthiotransferase/radical SAM-type protein. The coding region runs from base 1 to 1845 and encodes 614 amino acids. Gene Ontology annotation, cellular component: cytosol; mitochondrion. Gene Ontology annotation, biological process: tRNA modification; negative regulation of cyclin-dependent protein serine/threonine kinase activity. Lineage: Eukaryota; Viridiplantae; Chlorophyta; Mamiellophyceae; Mamiellales; Bathycoccaceae. The transcript has a single exon. The record is from RefSeq and is a predicted model, not a curated record. Gene Ontology annotation, molecular function: 4 iron, 4 sulfur cluster binding; tRNA-2-methylthio-N(6)-dimethylallyladenosine(37) synthase activity.
AUGGCGACCCCCCCGCCGCCGCCACCGCACACGUCGACGCCGAUGGCGACGACGCCGCGCGCGUGGACGACCACCGCGAGCGCCCGCGCGCGCGCGCGAUCGACCGCCGAUCUCGCUCGCGCGCGCGCGCGUCCACGACCGACGCGCGAGACGGUGGUGCGCGCGCGAGACGGGAAUGAUGAUGACGACGACGACACCGAUGGGGGCGUCGACGCGCCCUCGCGAAAGGUCUACGUCGAGACCUACGGGUGCCAGAUGAACGUGAACGACACCGAGGUCAUGCUCGAGGUGUUACGCGCGCGUGGGUACGACGAGACCACGGAGGCGACGUCGGCGGAUGUGAUUUUGAUCAACACGUGCGCGAUUCGGGACAAGGCGGAGGCGAAGAUUUGGCAGCGCUUGGCGUAUUUUCGAUCGAUCGGUUCGAUGAAGAAACGUCGCGCGCGACCGGUCGUCGGGGUGUUGGGGUGCAUGGCGGAGCGGGUGAAGGAAAAGUUGCUCGAGGCGGAUCGAUUGGCGGACAUCGUGGCGGGGCCGGAUGCGUAUCGGGACUUGCCGAAUCUCAUCGACGCCGUGCGCGGGACGGGGGCGAAGGCGAUGAACGUGCAGUUGUCGGUGGAGGAGACGUACGCGGAUAUUAUUCCGGUGCGAGAGGUUGGUACGCAUUCGGCGUUCGUGACGAUUAUGCGUGGGUGCGAUAACGCGUGCGCGUUUUGCAUCGUGCCGUACACGCGCGGACGCGAACGGUCGAGAGAUUUGGCGAGCAUCAUGUACGAGAUUCGUUCGUUGAGCGAACGAGGGAUCAAGGAGGUGACGUUGUUGGGGCAAAACGUCAACUCGUACGCGGGAGACGUCACGAGCGCGACGACGAGGGAUUUCUUGAGUCAGCUCGUGGGGGAAGACGUGGACGCGGUGGAACUCGUCGCCAACGCGUCGAGCGCCGGUUUGGCCGGCGCGCAGGGCUCAGCCUUCGUCGGCUACGCCGAUGGGUUCAAGUCUCGGUACGAUCCCGAGCGUAAGCGCGAGGGCACGAUUCAGUUUGCCGAAUUGCUCGACAAGGUGGCGAGCGUCGAUCCGGAGAUGCGCAUUCGAUUCACGUCGCCGCAUCCGAAAGAUUUCCCGGAUGACGUCCUCAGAGUGAUUCGCGAUCGGCCGAACGUGUCGAAGUGCUUACACAUGCCCGCACAGAGCGGUUCGACCGCGACGCUCGAGCGAAUGGCGCGGGGGUACACCAGAGAGGCGUACAUCGAGCUCAUCGAUCGCGUCAGGAUGAUCAUUCCCGGAUGCGCGGUGACGACGGAUAUCAUCUCCGGCUUUUGCGGUGAGACCGAGGCGGAUCACGAAGACACGGUGAGCUUGAUGACGAGAAUCGGGUACGAGCAAGCCUUCAUGUUCGCCUACUCCGAGCGCGAGGGCACUGGCGCGCACAGGCAUCAAAAGGAUGACGUUCCCGAGGAUGUCAAGCAGCGGCGAUUGCAAGAGGUCAUCGACGCCUUCCGCGCCAAGGCGGGCGAAAAGCAGCGCAUGGAGAUCGGCUCCACGCACUGCGUCUUAGUCGAGGGUCCGAGUAAGAAGAACCCGGAGGAGCUCACGGGUAAGACGGACACGUCGAAGUGGGUGAUUUUUGACGACGCGCCGACGGGGUCGUACGCGGGCGACGCGCGCUCGGCGACGACGGGGUCGCAUCGCGUGUCUCCGGGCGAUUACGUCGCCGUGCGAGUCACCGGAUGCAGCACUGGUACUUUAUUCGGUGAAUUACUGGGAAAGACCACGCUUACGGAGUUUCAAAGACUCCACGGCGCGCAGUGGACGACGCCCGCCGAGGCCGUCGCCGCCGCGCGUUAA